AGGUUAUAGCGGUUGGGUCAGAUGUUAAGGACUUUGAGAUUGGAGACCAUGUUGCACCUAUCUUUGAUGUGAAAAAUAUUCACGACAACGAGGAAGAUAAAGCUGCGUUAGGAGGACAUAUUGAUGGAGUGUUGCGCCAAUAUGCAGUUUUCGACAGAAAUGUGUUAUUUCACUUGCCGAAGUACUUAUCUUGGGAGGAGGCAGCAUGUAUCACCUGUGCAGGUACUACGGCAUGGAGAGCGUUAUCAAUGCCUCGCUCCACAGGCACUGCCCUGCUUCAAGGUAAAGCUUCCACCAACUUCAACCACAUUGAAGAGCGGCAUUUUUUCUAACUUCCCUCCCAGGCACUGGAGGAGUAAGCAUGUUCGGUCUCCUCAUCUGUCUUGCGGCCGGAAUCCACCCAAUCAUCACUUCUUCAUCUGAUGAGAAGUUAGACCGAGUGCGAGCCCUUGGAAAGCCAGGAGAAGUUGACACUAUCAACUAUCGAAUCCACCCUGAUUGGGAGAAUGAAGUGCUUCGCCUCACCAACGGUCGUGGAGUUGAUUUUGUCAUUGAGACCGUGGGACCUAGGACCAUAUCACAGAGCAUUACAUCUCUGGCCCGCAGAGGAUCCAUUACCGUGGUGGGAUUCUUGGGAGGAUUCGAUGUCAAGAGCUUUCCACAUACAAUCACGCCUCUCUUGACCAAAACUGCAGCCAUAAGGUAGCCAUCCUUUUAGAAUAAUAACUUUUCCAAGGUUUAAACACUGCUAACGAUAUAUACGUGUUUUAGAGGGGGCGCCGUAGGUUCCAAAACAGACCACCAGACCCUGUCUGAUUUCUUAUCCGAGAAGAAAAUCGAUUUAAAGCCCAUUCUGGAUGACACGGUCUUUACUUUUGAUGAUUCGCAAGCCGCUUUUGACUACCUAUAUGAUGCCAAACAUAUGGGCAAAGUGGUCAUCAGAAUAUAAGGCAUUUCUGUCAAAAUGGAGGUCAAAUCUUCAGUAUAAUUGGGUAUUGUAUGGGGUAUCUAGGUAUAUAUUGAUUGUUCAUAUAUUUACCGUGUGUUUAUAGAAGUUUGCUGCUGUAGCUAUAAUGUACUCUGUACUCCUUAUUGAUAUUCCGAUACAUGCAGAUAUAAAGGUAAGAAGCAAACGGAAGUACCCGCAGAGGCUGACUAUUAGUAAACAAAAGAAAGUCUCGGGAAGCUCCCGAGGUCAAGACAACGUCACGUGACAUGAGCUCCAAGGCACAACGGAGCAGCAAACGAAUGCCUCGACGUCUAACUGAGCACUGGAAAAGCAGAUAAAUAGGCGUAGG
Molecule: messenger RNA, 1298 nt
Organism: Trichophyton rubrum CBS 118892
Lineage: Eukaryota; Fungi; Ascomycota; Eurotiomycetes; Onygenales; Arthrodermataceae
Exons: 2
Coding region: 362-706 (114 amino acids)
Source: RefSeq, a predicted model, not a curated record